Molecule: messenger RNA, 906 nt
Organism: Zymoseptoria tritici IPO323
Lineage: Eukaryota; Fungi; Ascomycota; Dothideomycetes; Mycosphaerellales; Mycosphaerellaceae
Product: Ca2+-modulated nonselective cation channel polycystin
Exons: 2
Source: RefSeq, a predicted model, not a curated record
ACACAGACCCAAACUUCGGUACUUCCGGCGAGCACUACAACCGUUCUCGUCACAUCCGUAAGGGACGGAACUACGGUGACUAGCACAAGUCUCUCCAUUCAACCUGCCCAGACACAGACUAUCGAGAGGACCACAACUGCUGUCAGUACAAGCUUAUCAAUCCAACCAGCUUCAACUAGAGACGUCACAAGCACACUCGUAUCGACCAGGGACGUGACAACUACGCAGCCAGCUAACAACGUCUUCCUUGGUCGCCCGGCGCCGUUCACGACGUGUGACAAUCAGGGCGUACAAUACGAAGCGGUCGUCAACGAUCAGCCAGGACAUGUCAACAACGCAUACACCGCCUACAACCCGGCAUACCUCAAAGCCACUUCUCAAGGCGGAACCAACCAACGGAUAUACAACAUCGGCACUCACACCACCUUCGCCGGAUUUGUCACGACUUGUCCCAACAAUGCCGCCUCGAACGUUACCUUCUACAACAGCCCGACCCCGUACUCCUGCCAGCAAUUCUCUCUCAACCAUCGUGGAUAUUUCUAUAUAUACGCCACCGGAGUCUGGACAUUCACGGCCACGUUGGUGGAUGAUGCGUUCAUUUUCUGGGGUGGUUGGUUCGCUCGGAAAGGCUGGACAAAGGCAAAUUCGGACAUUUCGAGCUGGUUCACAUAUGGACCAGGAAAUGGUCGCGGAAGCGUCAGUCUGACAUUGACUGCUGGGACGUACCUCCCAGUACGAGUCGUCUUUGGACAAGCCGUGGGCGGUGCAGGAUUCAAUCUCAACAUCACAGACCCAAGCGGUGCUGUGGCGUUGGAUACGAGAACCGUGUCAUCGCCGUAUCUGGUACGAUUUUCAUGUGACGGACAGGCGCCGCCGUAUAAUUACGAUUUUGGGCAAGAGAUUUAG